Babesia sp. Xinjiang is the source of this 1092-nucleotide messenger RNA. RefSeq lists its product as uncharacterized. The transcript has 3 exons. The record is from RefSeq and is a predicted model, not a curated record. NCBI's taxonomy places the organism in Eukaryota, Apicomplexa, Aconoidasida, Piroplasmida, Babesiidae. The coding region runs from base 1 to 1092 and encodes 363 amino acids.
AUGGAAGUCUCUAGGCGUCAAGGUGUAGACGAUCUGGAUGCCGCCAAUUUGUUUGAAAUAGAUAGGGUGGACUUUGUAGGAACUGACACGUCGUCAACUUUGUUGAAGGCACUUGACGAUCUGCGGAAGAUAGUGGAGAACAUACUGCUGAAUCCCUGGGAGCACAAAACGAGACGUAUACGUGAAGCGAACCCGGUAUACGCACAACACAUCGCAACCAAUCCGCAUCUACUGGCUGUACUUGAGGCUAUUGGCUUUCGCAGUGUCAACGGCUUCGCCGUGUUACAGAUAGUCCACGUGCCGCAGCUUCGCGAAGCAUACAGAUCCAUUAUCGAAGCGCUAAGGGACGAAUAUGGCAUAAAGAUCAAGUCGCUUGAGGGACACUUUUUUGACCCUUUCAAGGCAUACAAACACAGCAGCGACAUUAAGAAAAAUGCCGACGCUGAGAGUUUCGAGUGUCAGGGAUCAGAUUUGACCAGGGAGCAAAUAGAAAAACUCAGAAUGAAGCUGUCGGAAACCCUGACAACAUCGCUGCGGCAAUGGACCCCCCAAAUUUAUUUAGAAAACGUGAAGAAAACGCCUGAAACUGCAAAUGCAACAACUAAUGAUGAUACAUCGGAGCAAAAGCACUCCACCAGCCAUAUAAUGAAGAUUUACAAUGUCGGCAAGUGCGGAGAUUUCGAAUCGGCAUCUCGAAAACAAUUAGAGGCGCUAAAGAACCAAUGCGCGCACUUGGAAGCCAAACAAACGGUAGAACUCAAAAUCAGGCUACCGGCGAACACCGUGCUCACUAUACACCCACCAAUGAAGACACUCGUGGGCACAGUCAAACACGAAAUACAGUCGAUUCUCAUAGAGAGAGUUAAACUAGAUGAUUGGGAACUUGUUGAAAUGCCAAUUAGGCGGGUGUUAAAUGAAAACAAAACCUUAAUACAGCAAGAUAUCAGCCACAAGGUAGUGCUGCAGUUCCGAUACAAAAGUCAGUUGCGAAGUGACAUUAGAUAUAUUUUUGCAGCACUACGCACGACAGACGAACAAAUCGUAACAGAUGAGGCAUUGAAGGAUUAUCUCGCUACUCCAAUGCCUUGUUGA